Molecule: messenger RNA, 5644 nt
Organism: Scatophagus argus
Lineage: Eukaryota; Metazoa; Chordata; Actinopteri; Scatophagidae
Exons: 24
Coding region: 967-4884 (1305 amino acids)
Biological process (GO): telomere capping; regulation of telomere maintenance via telomere lengthening
Cellular component (GO): shelterin complex
Molecular function (GO): telomeric repeat DNA binding
Source: RefSeq, a predicted model, not a curated record
CUGAAAAUUCAGUUUCGUUUUUGUAAUGCAGGACAUUAUUUCCGUCUUCGUCCUCCCGUAGCUUCCUAUGUCGCCAGACUGCCAGAAAUUCAAUAGGCUGCUUGGUUGUGGACGUGAGUUUGUUUUGAGUUUGAUGGAUGCUGUUGUCAGUGCACCUGAGAGCAGCGCUGUCGUGUCAUUAUUUCAGCCGGCACUUUGCCACUAUAAAUCAAGUUCACUUAUGCAUACAUGUGCUCCUGGCCAGCAUGUCAAGUGUAAGGUGGAUGUUGUCGUCUCAGAUUGUUUAUCUGAUAAUGAGUGCCGAUAAAUCUUACUGCGUGUUUCGUACUUUUAAGUGAAGUGAACCAGCUUUUCCUUGUCUAAACAGUAGCACAAGUAGAUUUAAAAGCCACCCCAACCUGGAUAUCCCCAGACAGACUGUUGUGAAGAAUCCUUUUAAACUGAACUAGCAUCAUAAUCUGAAAUAUUAAUAAUGAAAAUAAUGAUGAUAAUUGCUGCUCCAAAACAAUAAACAAGGCACACUUGGACAGAGUUGCUGUGCAUGUUUCCUUCUGCUGCUGAGAACUCAUGAUUGCAUGUUAGAGAAGGUACAUUAUUUAGCCAUUACACUAUUAUGUGAGGAUCGCUGAAUUGAGUAUGCUGUUGGUGUGUUUUAAUUUUCCCGUUAAUUUACACCAAACAGCCACAACGUUAAACCCAGGUGAAGUAAAUAAAAUGAAUCAUAUCUUUACCAUGCAAUGUUCUGCGGGGAAACCUGGGGUUCUGGAAAUCAUGUGAAUGUUCUUUACACAUACACCAUCCACCUAAGCACUGCAGAUCAGAUAUACCCCCUUCCCGUCAACAGCAGCCUCCACCCAGCUGGACAGUGUACCCCGUCACAUUCCAAAAACAGCUCAGGAAUGUCUCAAGGACCACAACAAGGGCCUGCAGACUUCCCAGAUCCCAACCUGAUCGAGAAUCUGUGAGAUGCACUGGGAUGGGCUGAAUCCACCCUCCCACCAUGGAGGAAGCUACAGAGGUAAUGAUCUUCCAGUUCGCUGUCUACGCCUCCUGGCCCCGCCCUUGCAGCUUUUAUCAGCUGCAGUGUGGCAUGUAGUGCAGCAUGGACUUGUGGACCACUAUGGGAUGCUGGAGGAGUUUGUUACCAUGGUGACGGAGCUGGUCCCAGAGCUGAUGAGCUACAGUCAGAGGGCUCAGCUCAUCCUGGGACUCAGGGCCAGGCUGGUUCUGGAGAUGUGUCGAGGUGACCACCCAGUGGACAUGCAGACCAUUCAACCACAUCUGGACAGAAUUAAAGCCCCUGUCAGCACUGCCAAGGAUCACCAUGUAACCAUCAACCAGGUGGAGGAAUCUGAAGUGAACUUUGUGGAGUUGGUGCAUUCACUGUUGGAAGAUCCAUCUGAAAGAAAAUACUUUUUCCAGGAAAUAUUCCCUGUAUACUUUGGCUCAAAGUAUGAUGCGGCACUUGAGAUGCUGGUGUGGGAGUUCAUAUCAAGACUGGAGGAGCUGCUGCCAGUUCCAGACUUCACACAGUUAGCAGCUUUGCUCAGAGAUGCACCGUCGUUCCUGGACGACUGUUUACAAACCUUUUUCCCAGCAGAGGAUAUGAAGACUGUACUUGAACACCACAGAAACCUCGGCCAUUUUAAAGAGAAAGAUCCUAGAUUAUUACCGAUGGAUGACUGCAUCCUCUCCUCCCUGUCUCUGCCACCUGGGACCAAAUCUGUCAUGAACUCCAGCCCUUGUUCACCUGCUCUCAAAGAUUUAAGCCCUGAAGAGCAUGAAGGACAUCUCAACGCUCCCCUCAGCACGAGCAGCCUGGAGAGAGCGAGCAGGAGGAGCUCUGAGACAUCGAGACAAAGACAGAUGGACACCAGAGAUUCAGGCAGUUGGCAGCUGCAGGUUAGAGGCAGGAGCAUUUCUCAGGAGAGGAACCCGCAAAAUGCAAUUGGUGCACCGGCGUGUGAUGAAACCAUAGACCUCACUACAUCCAAUGAGACUGCGGACACAGAGGUAGCAGCCGAUGACAACAGCCAGAGCCUGAGGGUAGGGCAGAUUCUCAGGAAGAGGAAGCUGAGCGGAGGUGUAGACGUUCCCACAAAACAGCCUGCACAGGCGCCAGCUUUCUUGGAUUCUUCUGUGGAUGAUGAGAAUUCAGGUGAAUCUCCUCUAAUUUCGAUAUGGGGAGAAUACACAGACUCUCAGGAAGGUUCCUUCCCAGUUGUAACAGACACAAAAGUUCCCUGGUCAGAUGAGGAGACGCUCAAUCUGCUCGACAUCUGGGGGAAGGACUCGGUGCAGCGGGCUUUGAAGGGCUGCUUGAAGAACCGUCACAUAUUCACGCAGAUCGCACAGAAGAUGGCAGAGAGAGGCUACAUGAGAACAGUGGAACAGUGCCAGACGAGGAUCAAACGACUGAAGAAAUGCUUCCGCCAGAAUAUUAAAGGGAAUUCCAGACUGGAGUACAAAAUUUACGAGCAGCUGGAGCGGAUCCUCAGCUCCUCGGCUCCUUCGGCUGUUCCUGAGAUCACCUACGAUGUAGAGGAGAUCAUCGAUGAAGAGGAGUCCCAUAACAGUGACGAGGACUUGCAGUUUCUCGGCCAUACAAGCCAACUGGAAAUCGGAACUAGAAGUGUCCCAUGGACAGACGUGGAGACAUUGGCCCUCAUCAAAACGUGGGGUGAGGACACAAUUCAGCAGGACCUGAGGGGAACGCACAGAACUGGACACAUUUUCUCUAUCAUAUCCAACAAGAUGGCUGCCCAGGGCUUCUCCCGAACACCAGAGCAGUGCCAAACAAGGCUGAAGAGGGUGAAAUCAAGUUUCAGGCAAUGUUACCAAAACAAUAUGAAGGGACAGGAGAAAGUAAAGUACAAGUUUUACAAUGAACUUGGACGAAUUUUAGUGAAGGACUUCAUUCCAGUGCCGCAGUUGGAUGAACUCCCAGGAGAGCCUGAAGACAACAACUUUCCCUCCUUCUCCCAUCAGGAUAUCGAGACUGCUGUGGGUGUUCAGGAAGACAGGAAGAAAGUCCCCUGGUCGGAUAAAGAGACCAUCAUCCUUCUGGAGAUCUGGGGAGACCCGCAGGUUCAGCAGAGCAUAAGGCGUUACCCACACAACGGUCACAUUUUUACCGAAAUAUCAGAGAAACUCGCCGCUAACGGCUACUCCCGCAGCGCAGAGCAGUGCCACACCAGGAUCAAACGGCUGAAAGCCAACUAUCGGCAGUGUCAGGAAAACAUGAGCAGCUCGUCUGGGACUGACAGAGUCGACUUUAAAUUCUACGAUCUGCUGGAACAAAUCUUGGACAAGCAGCCAUCAACCUCCACCGCCGUGGUAACGGAGUCCAUCGAAAUAUCAGAAGACUCCAAUGGUGAAUCAGCCACUGAAACAGAUGGAGAAAUUGGCGUGUCGGCAGGUAAACCGGCACCGAGUUCGUGGUCAGAUGAGGAGACCCUGGCGCUUAUUGAGAUCUGGGGCGAAGAAGAGGUUCAGAGGGCGCUGAGGGGUUUUGUACACAAUGGAUACGUUUACGCCGAAAUUUCGGAGAGGAUGCAAGACCUCGGCUACACUAAAACAUCUGAGCAGUGCCGCUGGAAAGUCAAGUCGCUGAGGAACAACUUUCGACAGUGCUACGACAAGAAGAAAAGUGGAAAAAGAGUGGAUUAUAGAUUCUACAAGCAGCUGGAACAGAUACUUGGACAGGAGGCAGUUUCUAUUGAUGAGUAUGAUGAAAGAGACGAACAACCAGACCAGGAUCCAGCAAGUGCAGAUGGUACCAACCCUGCAUGGACGGAGCAGGAGACAGUUGCUCUCGUGGAGGUGUGGGCGGCAGACGACGUGCAGCACAGCCUGAAAACCUGCGUCCGCAACAGCCACAUAUACGCGGAGAUAUCGGAGAAAAUGGCUGCCACAGGAUACCCGAGGACGUCGGAGCAGUGCCACUCUCGAAUCAAAAGGCUGAAGAAGACUUACAGGCGUUACUGCAAUAAUAGGAGAAGUGGACGGCCAUCUGUGUUCCGAUACUUUGACCUUCUGGCUCCAGUGCUCGGCGAUAACUCUGCGUAUGCUGACGUGGACAGUAUUACUGUUGACAGCACCGUGCAACCCCUUAUGGACAAGGAUCCUGAUACGUACGAGCAGCCCUCAGGCAGCCACCUCCUGGUCGACCUGAGCAGGAAGAUGCCCUGGUCGGACCAGGAGACGCGCACCCUGCUGGAGAUCUGGGGCGAGGACACCGUUCAGCUCACCCUGAGGGGCUGCCUGAAGAACCGCCACGUGUUUGAGUACAUCUCUGAGAAGAUGAGUGACCGAGGAUUCAUGAGGACCACGGAGCAGUGCUACUCACGCAUUAAGCGCCUUAAAUAUGGCUUCCUCCAUGAAAAGGAAGAUUUUAAAUUUUUCAAUGAGAUGGAUGAAAUCUUCAGGAAGGAGCUGAAUGUGGACAACUCAGUCCCAGAAACGUUGAUCGCAGAUGAGCCGGAUGAAUACACACUAGUGCCUGGUCAAAACAAAGUUGCCUCAGGUGGUACCCAGUGGGUGGCUGACAGCUCUAAGCUGGUCUGGAGUGAUGGGGAGACCAAGACCCUCCUGGACAUAUGGGGGAGUGAGGAGAUCCAGGAGAACUUGAAGGGCUGCACCAAGAACAAACACAUCUACAGCCAGAUCUCUGAGGUCAUGGCCAGCCAGGGCUACCUGCGCACUCCUGAACAGUGUCAGACCAGGAUAAAGAGACUGAGGGCCAAUUUCCGACACUUCCUGGAAGGCAGGAAAGGAGAGAAACAGGAGUGCAAGUUCUUUGACCAGCUGGUUCGGAUAUUUGGCAGCAAGUACAUGAUAAACUCUGAGCCGCUAGCCGACGAUGCAGUGGAUGGCGUAGUUUGAUAUCUAAACUUGAUCCAGAGACUUGAAACUGCCCGUCAUCAUGGUGUGAAAUGUGGACCCAGCGGCUGCAGACUGACAGAAGAACAUCCAGAAGAGGAAAAAAUAAGGAGGUUCAGAUGACCGAAGAGGGCCUGACCAGGCUCACUCAGGUCUACUUUUGUCUCUGUGUAUACUUCAGAUACUUUGACAUUCUGUAGUGAGGUGUGUGUGUGUGCGCGAGUGAGUGAGUGAGUGUGUGUUCGCAUCCCUCCACGAGUGUCUUGUGAUUAUUUACUACAGAGCCAUGGCAUUAAAACCAGAAAGCUCAGGGCUCGAGGGACUAAACUAGAUUUCUGAUCUCAACCUGGUGGGAGUCACACGAAAAGCUGUUCUCCUCCAGAAAACAUGUUGUACUUGUUUUUAAUUAUUUUGUACUUGAAGUAAAACUGAGCACAUGCAAAAAAUCCAUACACAAAAGGCCUCUAUUGCUGUAUACACAGCACACAUUUGCUUUUUCAUCUUUAUGCGUGUGUCACUUGUUCACUCUUUUGCCUGUGCACUUGUUAAAGCUGUUUGAAAUCUGACUGGUGAAACUAAUUCUUUUUUUCCUUUUUCUUUUUUACAUGCCAUAAGUUGAUCUUGUCCUGAAUUUUAUUUAUUUAAAUUAUUUACUUACGUAUUUGACAGUUUAAAUAUCUGACAUUUCAAACUUUACUGAAGCACAUUUUUCCACUAAGAUGUGGAGGUUUUGUCACAUCUAUUAAAAACAAACUUGAAUUGA